Messenger RNA from Gambusia affinis (western mosquitofish), 1301 nucleotides. RefSeq names its product keratin, type I cytoskeletal 13-like. Bases 65 to 1261 code for a protein of 398 amino acids. Gene Ontology annotation, molecular function: structural molecule activity. The record is from RefSeq and is a predicted model, not a curated record. NCBI's taxonomy places the organism in Eukaryota, Metazoa, Chordata, Actinopteri, Cyprinodontiformes, Poeciliidae. The transcript is spliced from 8 exons.
CGGUGUUUUGUACUACAGGUCAUCUACAGCUGUUCUUGCUGGUUCAGAUCCAAAACUCUCCAAGAUGUCUUUCUCCUCCAGAUCCUUUGGCCAGAGGUCCACUGGUCAGAAGACCAUGAGUGUCUACGGCGGAGCAGGAGGUUCUGGCACCCGCAUCUCCGUAGGCCAGAUUGACUACUUGUCCCGUUCAGGAGCCAUCAAUAAUCUCGAUCUCCACGUUGAUGCCAACGAGAAGGCCACGCUUCAGAACCUGAACGACCGUCUGGCCUCCUACCUGCAGAAGGUGCGCAAGCUGGAGAAGGAGAACGAACAGCUGGAAAAGCAGAUCGCUGAGUGGUACACAAGCAAAACUGUGAUCAGCCAUGAUUACAGUGCCUACAUGGCCACCAUCGAAGAUCUGCAGAACAAGAUCCGAGAAGCCACCAUGGUCAACGCAAGGAUCUACUUGGAGAUUGACAAUUCAAAACUGGCUGCUGACGACUUUAAAAUGAAAUUUGAGACCGAGCUAAACAUGAAGCAGGCUGUAGAGGCCGACAUCGCUGGACUGAAGAGAUUUUUGGAUGAUCUCACUAUGUGCAAAAUGGAUCUGGAGAGUCAGCAGGAGACUCUGAGGGAGGAGCUCAUCAUGCUGAAGAAGAACCAUGAGGAGGACUUGGCUCAGCUGAGGAACCAGAUGAGCGGCCAGGUCAACGUGGAGGUCGACGCUGGUUCUCAAGUUGACCUGAACCGGAUCAUGACGGAGAUCAGGGAGCACUACGAGGCUCUUAUUGCCAAGAACCGCAAGGAUCUUGAGCAGUGGUACCAGAACAAGGUCAUAGUGGUGGAGAAGGGUGUAGCAGAACAAACAAGCAAUCUUCAGACAUCCCACACUGAGAUUAAAGAACUGAAGAACACCCUGCAGAAAUAUCAGAUUGAACUGCAGUCACAUCAGAGUAUGAAAUCGUCUCUAGAAGCAUCUCUGCUAGAGACUCAGCGACGGUUUGCUGCCCAGCUAACAGGUCUGCAGGAUGUCGUCACGGGCCUGGAAGCUCAGUUGUCAAGUCUGAGUGAAAACAUCAGAGAAAACGAAUUGAAGUACGGCAAUCUUCUGGACAUCAAGACCCGUCUGGAGGCGGAGAUUGCAGAGUACAGGAGGCUGCUUGAUGGGGAGGACUUCAGCAGCUCUAAACAAGUGGUCACAAAGACCAUCGUUGUGGAGGAGACAAUUGUGGAUGGAAAGGUGGUGUCUUCCUCAUCUUCCUCGUCUUCCUCUAAAGUGUGAAAAAGCACGAGCAAAAUUUAAUAAAGGUCUUGCAGUCGAA